UCAGUUCUCAUCGCUGGUCCUCCAGGAAAGACAUGCAAAUCAGAGAACGGAUUCUCACCCUUUGGACUGAUUUUGCCAAACAUGGACAUUCACCUCAUUUUGUGAAUUAUGAAUUCCCCCGUUGGAAGCCAUUUGAUGGACAGACACUAAGCUAUUAUCGGAUUGGAAACGAUUUACGACCGGAAAGCUCUUACCGUCAGUCAGAAGCAAAUUUCUGGUCACACCAUUUACCCGGACUAUUCGGUGUCUCCCCAUUUGUUCAGCCCCUGUCCAACAAGGGUCGGCCCUAUGCAGCCCUGGCCUGGACUAUGGUCGCAGUCUCUGUGACUAUGUUUUUAUUAAUUGUUAUACUUUUGGCAACUCUUUAUUAUCAAAGAAAGCGUCAAAGUUUCAGCGCUCAACCA
Messenger RNA from Oppiella nova, 404 nucleotides. NCBI's taxonomy places the organism in Eukaryota, Metazoa, Arthropoda, Arachnida, Sarcoptiformes, Oppiidae. The record is from the annotation of a GenBank genome assembly.